CCCUUUUCUUUUCUUCCUUUCUUUCAUUUUUUUUUAAAUUUUAUAAAGCAGUCCUAUCUCCUUCCUGCGAGGCCCAGUAUCCAGGCGCUGGCCCCUGGCAGGGGCCUGCUCGCUGUGUCAUCCUGUGGUGGAAGGAGAGAGGGUGAGAGAGAAAGAGCCAGAGAGAGAGGGAGAGAGAAGGAUUUUGAUUUUGACUGAGAGCAACCUGGGACCAUUGCAGACAGAGACAUGAACCUUUCUAUAGUCCAAAUCCCCAUCUUGCCUUGGGGUGGGGGAAAGACGAGGCCGUGGGAGGCUGUCCUCCUGUGCUUCUAGACAGUUCUGGAGUGGAGCAGCCAGACAGCCCUCAGGACCUGGUGAGUUCCUGCUGGGGCGGAUUCUUUCUCCUGAGUCGUGCGAGCCAUGUCCGGGCUGUCUUGGCUCCAGGGGCUGGUGUGGGCCCAUUGCAGGGCCAGGCUGCCCCCUGGUGUCCAAACUCUGCCACUACACGUCUUCCUGCCUGGUAAGGCGGGCCAGGGGCUUUCCCUACUGUGGGAUGAAUGGAGUUUGGACCUUAUUCCAUGCUGAUUGAGGCGGCCCCGAAGCCGUCCACCAGGCGGGGGCCCAGUUGUCAUCCUCGGCUUUGAGGCAAAGCUGUCACUGCCUAGGCAGAGGGCUCGGGGACCCGCGAAGGCUGUCUGGCCCCCCGUUCUGUGAGACUCCUUGCCGCGCUGAUGUCCUCCAGGCUGAGGACCACCGAGCCAAAGUGGGCUUAGCCUCACUCCCGGUUACCCAAAGUCUGGGCAGCCAGCCACUUCUCACCUUACAGCCGUGGUUAAACAUUAGUGGGAGGUGAUCGGGUCCGUGGAGGAGGCAGAUUACACUUUCCAACAGUCUCUCGCACGGAGUGCAGGCUGCCAGUUCCUGCCAGAGCCCAGACGAUGCCUGUGGAGGAGUUUGCAGCUGGUUGGAUCUCUGGAGCUCUGGGCCUGGUCCUGGGACACCCCUUUGACACGGUGAAGGUGCGGCUGCAGACCCAGAACAAGUACCAGGGCAUCGUGGACUGCAUGGUCAAGACUUACCGCCAUGAGUCGGUCCUGGGCUUCUUCAAGGGGAUGAGCUUCCCCAUGUUCAGCAUCGCCGUGGUCAACUCUGUCCUGUUCGGGGUCUACAGCAAUGUCCUUCUGGCCCUCACAGCCACCUCCCACCAGGAGCGGCGAGCCCAGCCGCUCAACUACACCCACGUCUUCAUCGCGGGCUGCACCGCGGGCGUCCUGCAGUCCUACUGCCUGGCUCCUUUUGACCUCAUCAAAGUCCGGCUACAAAACCAGACGGAGCCGCGGGGGCAGCGGGGCGGCCCCCGGCCACGGUACCGGGGCCCUGUGCACUGUGCAGCCACGGUCUUCCGGGAGGACGGGCUGCGCGGGCUGUUCCGAGGAUCCUUUGCCCUGGUGCUAAGGGACACCCCCACCUUGGGAAUGUAUUUUGUUACCUACGAAGGCCUGUGUCGCCAGUACACUCCAGAUGGCCAGAACCCCAGCUCAGGCACGGUGCUGGUGGCCGGGGGCUUCGCGGGCAUCGCCUCGUGGAUUACCGCCACACCCUUCGACGUGAUCAAGUCCCGGAUGCAGAUGGACGGGCUGAGGCAGGGCAAGUACAAAGGAGUUCUGGACUGCAUGGCCAGCAGCUUCCGGCAGGAGGGCAUAGGGGUCUUCUUCCGGGGCCUGACCAUCAACAGCGCCCGCGCCUUUCCUGUCAAUGCCGUCACCUUCCUGAGCUACGAGUACCUCCUGCACGCGUGGGAGUGAGCCCGGCGGGACCGUGGGACUGGAGGCCAGGCCCCCCCCACCCCCUGGCUGGCAGUGCAAGGACAAGCGGCACGGCCCUUCCCAGGCCAGGCCUCUCCCAAGGCCCAGCCAGGCCGGGAGCCACCUGCAGAGGAAGCGGCGGGCCAGGCCCAGCCCAGCCUCCAGCAGGACUUGCACCCUGAGCCCUUCCGCUUCCAGGAGUCCAGCGCACAAGCACAGACCCAGCCGGCAGAGGAGCCGGCCACGGCCACACUCCAGCCACCAGGCCGCC
Perognathus longimembris pacificus (Pacific pocket mouse) is the source of this 2058-nucleotide messenger RNA. It is a transcript of the gene Slc25a45, whose product is annotated as solute carrier family 25 member 45. Gene Ontology annotation, cellular component: mitochondrion. Gene Ontology annotation, molecular function: transmembrane transporter activity. The record is from RefSeq and is a predicted model, not a curated record. Lineage: Eukaryota; Metazoa; Chordata; Mammalia; Rodentia; Heteromyidae. The coding region runs from base 921 to 1787 and encodes 288 amino acids. Gene Ontology annotation, biological process: transmembrane transport. The transcript is spliced from 6 exons.